AUGAGGGCCAAACGCUCCAAGAAGUACCGGAAGCUGAUGCACCAGUAUGAGCUCACAUUCGGAUUCCGUGAGCCGUACCAAGUUCUGGUGGAUUCGAAUCUCCUGCGCGCAGUGCACAGUUUCAAGAUGGAGUUGAUACCGGCGCUGGAGCGCACCGUGCAAGGGAAGGUGAAGCCGCUCCUCACGAAAUGCUCCCUCGCUGCUAUCAUGGCCAACCAACCCCUCCACCCCCGCACCAACAACCCGAUGCGUCCCCAUUUCCUGCCCCCGCCGACGGAAGUGCCCCUCCGGCACUGCUCGCACAACGAGGACUCGACCCCGAUCGACGAGGUCGAGUGUCUCCUGUCGCUGCUGUCGCCGACCACGGAGGUGAAGAAGAACAAGGAGCACUACAUCCUCGCUACGGCGGACGCGCCGGCCGCGGCGGAGAAGGAGAAGGAGCGGGCGGCGAUCGCGGCGGGCAAGAAGCGCAAGCGCGGCACGGACCGCGAGGCGGAGACCGCGAUCCAGAAGUCCCGGGAGCUGCGCCAGGGCGCGCGCGCCAUCCCCGGUGUGCCGAUCGUGUAUGUCAAGCGGUCAGUCAUGGUGCUGGAGCCCAUGAGCGGCCCCUCGGAGGAUAUCCGCGACGGCGUCGAGCAAGGGAAGUUUCGGGCGGGAUUGAGUGAGGAGGCGCGGAAGAAGGCCGAGGCUAAGGCGGCGGCGGCGGCCUCGGGAGAUACCAAGAACAGCAGCAGCAGCAGCAAGAAGCCGGGGAUGAAGAAAGCCAAGGGGCCGAAUCCUUUGAGUAUGAAGAAGCCGAAGAAACGGACUGCCGAGGGUG
Aspergillus aculeatus ATCC 16872 is the source of this 820-nucleotide messenger RNA. Its product is annotated as rRNA-binding ribosome biosynthesis protein UTP23. Gene Ontology annotation, cellular component: nucleolus; small-subunit processome. The transcript has 3 exons. The annotation marks the transcript as partial. NCBI's taxonomy places the organism in Eukaryota, Fungi, Ascomycota, Eurotiomycetes, Eurotiales, Aspergillaceae. The record is from RefSeq and is a predicted model, not a curated record. Gene Ontology annotation, molecular function: small ribosomal subunit rRNA binding.